AAACAAAAAAAAAACCCCAAGUCAAAGUAUUUAGUACACCAACAUUUUUUCUUCGUCUUACCCGAACACCACCAUUUUCUUCACUCUGCAGUGAUUCAAAGUUUGAAUUUUUUUUCUUCUCCAUAUCUUUCCCUCAGUGUGAUGGCAAUCGCAAGGACUGAUUAGGAAGUCAAAUUGCUUUCUAGUUUGUUCGAAAAGCUCAAGUUUUUUCAUUGGUUGAUAAUGGCUGCUCUGGCUCAGCUGCUACUCUUCUGUCUGCUUUUCUUGGCGGAAACUUUACUUGCUCACUCCAAGUUUAUGGUCUACAACACCUCUCAGACCAUUGUUCCUGGAAAACUCAAUGUCCAUUUGGUACCUCACACCCAUGAUGAUGUUGGCUGGUUGAAGACCGUUGAUCAAUAUUAUGUUGGUUCCAAUAAUUCCAUCCAGGGGGCUUGUGUCCAAAAUGUGUUGGAUUCUUUAAUUCCUGCACUCGUGGCUGACAAAAAUCGGAAAUUUAUUUAUGUUGAACAGGCAUUUUUUCAGCGAUGGUGGAGAGAUCAGAGUGACAUAGUCCAGAAUGUGGUCAAGCAGCUUGUCAAUUCAGGCCAACUUGAGUUCAUAAAUGGAGGUAUGUGCAUGCAUGAUGAGGCGACAACGCAUUACAUUGACAUGAUUGAUCAGACAACUCUUGGGCAUCAGUUCAUUAAGGAGGAGUUUGAUGUGACUCCAAGAAUUGGUUGGCAGAUUGACCCCUUUGGACAUUCUGCAGUGCAAGCUUACUUGUUGGGAGCAGAAGUUGGGUUUGACUCAUUUUUCUAUGGUCGCAUAGAUUACCAAGAUAGGGCUAAGCGCAAAAUUGAGAAGAGUCUUGAAGUUGUCUGGCGUGGUUCAAAGAGCCUCGGUUCAUCUGCUCAGAUUUUUGCUGGUGCAUUUCCCGAAAACUAUGAGCCUCCACCUGGUUUCUAUUUUGAAGUUAAUGCUGAUUCCCCAAUAGUUCAAGAUAACAUUGAUUUGUUUGAUUAUAAUGUUCAUGACCGAGUAAAUGAUUUUGUUGCUGCUGCAGUCUCCCAGGCUAACAUAACUCGUACAAAUCAUAUAAUGUGGACCAUGGGAACAGAUUUUAGGUAUCAGUAUGCACACACGUGGUUCAGGCAGAUGGACAAACUCAUUCAUUAUGUCAACAAGGAUGGACGUGUUAAUGCACUGUAUUCUACUCCAUCUAUAUAUACAGAUGCAAAAUAUGCUACUAAUGAAUCCUGGCCAAUCAAGACAGAUGACUUCUUUCCUUAUGCAGAUCGUGCAAAUGCUUACUGGACAGGCUACUUCACAAGCAGACCAGCUGUGAAACGCUAUGUUAGAAUGACAAGUGGCUAUUAUCUGGCUGCUAGGCAACUGGAAUUUUUCAGAGGUAGGAGUAAAUCAGGGCCCAACACAGACUCGUUGGGGGACGCCUUAGCAAUUGCUCAACAUCAUGAUGCAGUCACUGGGACAGAGAAGCAGCAUGUGGCUAAUGAUUAUGCAAAACGCUUGUCAAUUGGCUAUGUGGAGGCUGAGGAAGUAGUUGCAUCUUCACUUGCUUGCUUGUUUGAGUCUGGAUUAUACUCUGGAUGUGUGAACCCAACUACGAAGUUUCAUCAGUGCCCACUUUUGAAUAUAAGCUACUGCCCUGCAUCAGAAGUUAACCUGUCUCAAGGGAAAAGUUUGGUUGUUUUGGUCUACAAUGCUCUUGGAUGGAAGAGGGAUGAUGUCAUUCGAAUUCCUGUGAUUAAUGAAGAUAUCACUGUUCAUGACUCUGAAGGAAAAGAAGUUGAGUCACAGAUUCUUCCAGUGGCUGAUUAUUUUGUGGGCUUAAGGAACUACCAUGUUAAGGCAUACUUGGGUCAGACUCCAGAUCAGACACCUAAAUACUGGCUUGCAUUUGCAGUUUCAGUACCACCAUUUGGAUACAGCACCUACACUGUCUCAAAUGCCAAAAGAGCAGAUUCUGGUUCAACCAAAUCAUCUGUAUAUACAUUUCAAAGCAACGAAAACUCUACUAUUGAAGUUGGUCAAGGAAAUUUGAAGCUUACUUUCUCCUCAUAUCAAGGAAAAAUUACCAAGUAUAGUAACAGCAGGAGCUUGGUUGAGGACACAGUUGAACAAUCCUAUGGGUUUUACACUGGAUUUAAUGGGACUGGGAGAGAUAAAGAUCCUCAGAAUUCUGGGGCCUACAUCUUUCGUCCAAAUGGCACUUUUGUCAUAAAACCUGAAGAAGAGUUUUCUUUAACUGUUCUGCGUGGACCAGUAUUAGAUGAAGUACAUCAACAGAUCAACCCAUGGAUAUAUCAGAUAAGCAGGCUGCAGAAGGGGAAAGAACAUGUUGAAGUUGAAUAUAUUGUUGGGCCUAUACCUAUUGAUGAUGGAACAGGCAAAGAAAUUGUAACUCAAAUAACAACUUCAUUGGAUAGCAACAAGACAUUCUACACUGAUUCGAAUGGACGUGAUUUUAUUAAAAGGAUUCGUGACUACAGAACAGAUUGGGACCUUAAAGUAAACCAACCUGUUGCUGGAAAUUAUUACCCGAUUAAUCUUGGGAUUUACUUGCAAGAUAGUGAAAAAGAAUUCUCAAUUUUGGUGGACCGUUCUGUAGGGGGAACUAGCAUAACCGAUGGACAAAUAGAGCUGAUGCUUCACAGGAGAUUACUACUUGAUGACUCAAGGGGAGUUGCAGAGGCUCUAAAUGAAACCGUCUGCAUUCUUGAUAAAUGCACUGGACUAACAAUCGAAGGAAAAUUUUAUUUCAAAAUUGACCCCCUAGGAGAGGGUGCUAAGUGGCGUCGUUCUGUUGGCCAGGAGAUAUAUUCUCCACUAUUAUUAGCAAUUACUGAAGAGGUGAUAUCCAAGGAAGGAGAUAACUGGAUGGAUUCUCGUGCACCGACUUUUUCAUUGAUUGAAUCCUCAUAUAGUUUACCUGAUAAUGUUGCUCUUAUUACUCUUCAGGAGCUUGAUGAUGGAAAAGUUCUUCUUCGGUUAGCACAUCUAUAUGAGAUUGGAGAGGACAAGGAUCUUUCUAUAACAACAAAUGUGGAGCUGAAGAAACUGUUUCCCAGAAGAAAGAUUAACAAAGUGACAGAGAUGAGCUUAUCAGCCAAUCAAGAAAGAACAGAAAUGGAGAAAAAACGACUUGUUUGGAAAGUGGAAGGCCCUUCCGAGAACGAAGCUAAGGUUGCAAGAGGUGGACCUGUUGAUCCUGAACAAAUGGUUGUGGAGCUGGCUCCAAUGGAAAUUCGCACCUUUAUUAUUAACUUCACUCCUGAGAUUUAUCAAAAAGUAUUCGAGGAGUGAUUAUCCACCUGUAUUUGAUCAUUGUAUAAUUGACCAUCCAAAACAACACUGUUUUUUUUUUUUUUGGAUGUGGAAAACAAAAGAUGGUUACUACUUAGAGAUUAAGAAUAACCCAAGCAAGAGAUUUAAACUGCA
Ziziphus jujuba (common jujube) is the source of this 3441-nucleotide messenger RNA. Its product is annotated as probable alpha-mannosidase At5g13980. The transcript has 29 exons. Gene Ontology annotation, biological process: mannose metabolic process. Lineage: Eukaryota; Viridiplantae; Streptophyta; Magnoliopsida; Rosales; Rhamnaceae. Bases 223 to 3306 code for a protein of 1027 amino acids. The record is from RefSeq and is a predicted model, not a curated record. Gene Ontology annotation, molecular function: alpha-mannosidase activity; carbohydrate binding.